AUGCAUAGAUAUUUCAAGGAGGUCUUGUAUGCUAUUGGGGAACUUAGGCAAGAAAUGAUUAGACCUCCAUCUAAUGAGACACCAGUUAAGAUAAGCAAUAGCUCAAGAUGGUACCCAUAUUUCAAGGACUGUGUUGGGGCAAUAGAUGAGACUCAUGUAUAUGCUAGAGUGCCAGCCAAGAUCCAAGCAGCAUUUAGGGGAAGGAAGCACUACCCCACACAAAAUGUUCUUGCUGCUGUUGACUUUGAUAUGAAAUUUACUUAUGUCUUAGCUGGUUGGGAAGGGUCGGCUCAUGAUGCAACUAUUCUUGCUGAUGCACUAGAGAGGGAGGAUGGGUUAAGGGUUCCACCAGGAAAAUUCUACUUAGUAGAUGCUAGAUAUGCUUGUCAUCCUGGAUUCCUUCCUCCUUACCGUGGCACUAGGUACCAUCUGAAAGAGUAUGGUGCUAGGAACUACCCAACCAACCCAAGGGAGUUGUUUAAUUUGAGGCAUUCAAGUCUGAGAGUAUCUGUUGAAAGGGCUUUUGGUGCUUUGAAGAACCGUUUUCGCAUCAUUGAUAAUAAACCAUUUCAUCCCUACAAGACACAAGUCAAGUUAGUACUUGCUUGCUACAUAUUGCAUAAUUGGAUACUUGGGCAUGGGGUUGAUGAGGUAGUUCCUACUGAGUUCUCAUGGGUGCCCAACAAUAAUGAUAGUCCUGGACAUGGGGUCCAGAUGGAUGACAAUGCUGUUUGA
Setaria italica (foxtail millet) is the source of this 735-nucleotide messenger RNA. RefSeq names its product protein ALP1-like. The coding region runs from base 1 to 735 and encodes 244 amino acids. The transcript is spliced from 3 exons. The record is from RefSeq and is a predicted model, not a curated record. Lineage: Eukaryota; Viridiplantae; Streptophyta; Magnoliopsida; Poales; Poaceae.